AUGGCGUUCCAACUGGUAAGAGCCACCAGCCGCCCGCCUGGGCAGGGCGGGGCGGAACCGCGGUCCCGGCCGCAGCAGCUAACGGUCCGCGCGCAGCUCCGACCGGCCCUGCCGUACCCCCUCCCCCGCUCGGAGCGCGCGUGUCCUGGGCGGGGCGCGGGUCACGUGCCCGCGGGUGUGGGCCUCGUGGAGGGGUGUUUGCCGUCGCACGUGAGACCUGAAGCCGCUGGCAGUGGAGGCUUACGCCCCCAGCAGGAGGCGGGGGCGGGUGGCCCGGGGAGGGCGCGCGCUGCUGGCGGCGAUGACGCCCUGGGCCUACGGUCAGUGGAAAGCGCAGCGACGUCAGAGUCUCCUAAAGAGCCUGAACAGCUGCGGAAGCUCUUCAUCAGAGGGUUGAGCUUUGAAACAACUGAUGAGAGUCUCAGGAGCCAUUUUAAGCAGUGGGGAACACUCACGGACUGUGUGAUAAUGAGAGAUCCAAACACCAAGCGCUCUAGGGGCUCUGGGUUUGUCACAUAUGUCACUGUGGAGGAGGUGGAUGCAGCCAUGAAUGCAAAGCCACACAAGGUGGAUGGAAGAGUUGUGGAACCAAAGAGGGCUGUCUCAAGAGAGGAUUCUCAGAGACCAGGUGCCCACUUAACUGUGAAGAUCUUUGUUGGUGGCAUUAAAGAAGACACUGAAGAACAUCACCUGAGAGAUUACUUUGAACAGUAUGGAAAAAUUGAAGUGAUUGAAAUCAUGACUGACCAAGGCAGCGGCAAGAAGAGAGGCUUUGCUUUUAUAACCUUUGAUAACCAUGACUCUGUGGAUAAGAUUGUCAUUCAGAAAUACCAUACUGUGAAUGGCCACAACUGUGAAGUAAGGAAAGCCCUGUCAAAGAAAGAAAUGGCUAGUGCUUCAUCCAGCCAAAGAGGUCGAAGUGGUUCUGGAGACUUUGGUGGUGGUCGUGCAGGUGGUUUUGGUGGGAAUGACAACUUCAGUCGUGGAGGACACUUCAGUGGUCGUGGUGGCUUUGGCAGCCGUGGUGGUGGUGGUGGCAGCUAUGACAGCUAUAACAACGGAGGAGGCGGAGGCGGCUUUGGCGGUGGUAGUGGGAGCAAUUUUGGAGGUGGUGGAAGCUACAAUGAUUUUGGCAGUUACAACAAUCAGUCUUCAAAUUUUGGACCCAUGAAGGGAGGAAAUUUUGGAGGCAGAAGCUCUGGCCCUUAUGGUGGUGGAGGCCAAUACUUUGCCAAACCUCAAAACCAAGGUGACUAUGGUGAUUCCAGCAGUAGCAGUAGCUAUGGCAGUGGCAGGAGGUUUUAA
This is a messenger RNA of Cynocephalus volans (Philippine flying lemur), 1305 nucleotides long. RefSeq names its product heterogeneous nuclear ribonucleoprotein A1-like. Gene Ontology annotation, molecular function: mRNA 3'-UTR binding. The transcript has 4 exons. NCBI's taxonomy places the organism in Eukaryota, Metazoa, Chordata, Mammalia, Dermoptera, Cynocephalidae. The record is from RefSeq and is a predicted model, not a curated record. Bases 1 to 1305 code for a protein of 434 amino acids. Gene Ontology annotation, biological process: mRNA splicing, via spliceosome. Gene Ontology annotation, cellular component: catalytic step 2 spliceosome.